Messenger RNA from Aricia agestis (brown argus), 619 nucleotides. It is a transcript of the gene mRpS12, whose product is annotated as 40S ribosomal protein S12, mitochondrial. The transcript is spliced from 5 exons. The record is from RefSeq and is a predicted model, not a curated record. Gene Ontology annotation, cellular component: ribosome; small ribosomal subunit. Lineage: Eukaryota; Metazoa; Arthropoda; Insecta; Lepidoptera; Lycaenidae. The coding region runs from base 99 to 578 and encodes 159 amino acids. Gene Ontology annotation, molecular function: structural constituent of ribosome. Gene Ontology annotation, biological process: translation.
GUCAAAGUCACGAAUGUAGUGAUUAUUGAGGUUAUGUUUAUUUUUGCUUAUUUUUGAAUUAUUAAAUAGUGGGCUUUAGGUUUAAAUUCUUAAUUAAGAUGAAUCUUAUAAGGAGAGGGUUUUCUUUGCUUUCUUCCACAAUAAAAACACAAUGUUUUACACCUCAAGCGUUACCCAGCAUGCCCACCGCACCCAGUGUACCCAGUGCAGCGCCGUCAGGGUUCGGUCUGGUGUCCCGCGCGAUGGCGAGCCUGGCCCAGAUGCACAGGACCGGCCCACACAAGAAGUUCCGCAAGUCCAGAAACCCACUCAACGGGAAUCCGUUUGCUAAGGGUGUAGUCCUGAAGACGGUGAUCAAGAAGCCGAAGAAGCCGAACUCGGCGAACCGCAAGUGCGUGCUGGUGCGGCUGUCGAACGGCAAGGAGAUGAUCGCCUACAUCCCCGGCAUCGGACACAACCUGCAGGAGCACAAUAUCGUGCUGGUCAGGGUUGGCAGACUAAAAGACUGUCCGGGAGUGAAGCUAAAGUGUGUUCGGGGGAAAUACGACCUGCCGCAUGUCAUCAAACAGAAGCAGUAGUGUGAAUAGUUGUAUAGUUUAGUAAAUAGUUGUAAUUGUUA